Molecule: messenger RNA, 1735 nt
Organism: Diceros bicornis minor
Lineage: Eukaryota; Metazoa; Chordata; Mammalia; Perissodactyla; Rhinocerotidae
Gene: FAAP24
Product: FA core complex associated protein 24
Exons: 4
Coding region: 337-984 (215 amino acids)
Biological process (GO): interstrand cross-link repair
Cellular component (GO): Fanconi anaemia nuclear complex
Molecular function (GO): chromatin binding
Source: RefSeq, a predicted model, not a curated record
GAAGUGGCACACCGCAGGUAAUGUCUGCGAAGAGCUUAGCCUGGUGCCGAGGUGGGGCGUCUGCCGCCUGCCCCCUGCCCUGGACUGGACUGAGGAGAUACGGCGCGGACCGAGCAGGGUACGAGGGGCCAUGCAGGUGACGGAAAUGAGGGACGCGGCUGCCAGGACAGGAAUCUCCUGCUUCUUGGACUUUGGCAAGUAAUUGGGUCUUUUAAAGAACGCUCUGCAGACGGGCUCCUGCCACAGAAGCCUCGGCUUGGAGUGGACUGCGGGGCCGUGUGCAGGGAGCCUGCGCAAGUGCAGUCUUGCAUUCCCCUCGUUAGAGCGAGGGCGCCGAUGGAAGGGAAGCCCCCUAAUGGCACAGGCCCCAUGCACGUGCCUUUGGGGCACGUUGUGGCCAAUGAGAAGUGGCGCGGGUCGCAGCUGGCGCAGGAGAUGCAAGGGAAAGUUAAACUCGUUUUUGAGGCUGGUCUGACACCGGUAGAUUUUUACUUGCCUAGCAGAUCCUGCAUUCUUUAUGUCACCGAAGCUGAUUUGGUGGCAGGAAAUGGCUACAGAAAGAGGCUUGUUCGCGUUAGAAAUUCCAGUAGUCUUCAAGGGAUUGUAGUAGUGGAAAAAACGCAGAUGAGUGAACAGUACUUCCCCGCCAUACAGAAGUUUACUGUGCUGGAUCUUGGGAUGGUGUUGCUUCCAGUGGCCAGCCAGAUGGAGGCGUCCUGCCUCAUUAUCCAGUUAGUUCAAGAGCAAACGAAAGAGCCCAGUAAGAACCCUUUUCUCAGGAAGAAACGGCCGCUGAUCUCUGAGCUGUCCCUCCUCCGAACUGUGCAACAGAUCCCAGGAGUUGGAAAAGUGAAAGCUCCCCUUCUGCUUCAGAAGUUUCCAAGUCUCCAGCAGCUGAGUAAUGCUUCCAUCCAGGACCUGGAGCCAGUGGUCGGACAAGCAGUAGCGCAGCACGUUCACGCGUUCUUCACGCAGUCCAGGUGACAACUCCUCUCAUGGCGCUGCUGUUUUCUCCUUCAGCCCACAAACUACAGGAUCUUGUUUUUUCAUAUUAAAAAAACAAGAAAAGAGACCUCCUCCCACAGCAACUAGUGAAAGAUGAGGCGAGGCCUGCAUGGAACCUGCUGGUUGUCCUGCCCUGCUCUCUGGGUUCAGGCAUUUGAGUGAGUGGGCUCCAGAUGGCACCGCCCUCAUUCUGCUAGCAUGAAGAGGGCCAUGAGAUCUUCCUAAGAGAGUCACUUUAAUUAGGGACUCGAAGAUUCAGCAAAAAGCCAGCUUGGGCAGAUUUUAAUGUGUGACCUUGACCUGCAUCUGUCAUGGAAAGGUCUUAUCAAGUUUCAGGUGGUGGAUGUGACCGUCUAAAGGAAACAAACCAACAAUGAAGCACUGUGUACCAUAAGCCCCUUGUUCCUGGUGGCAGAGCCACUGUUCUUCAGGUCUGCUCUUAAUAUACCUGUGCCUUGAGGGCUGCUGCCAGUAUAAACAAACAAUUGUACUGCCUUUUUUCUUCCUUCCUUCCUCCCUCCCUCCCUCCCUGCCUGAUAGCUGCACAGUUUGUUUAUAAUCACUGGGUACGCCUUCUGAACACAGAAAGCCUGGAGUCUGGAGUUCCCAUUUCAAGAUAAAAAGCCAUGUGUGUGAGGGAGGAAGAGAAGGUGUUUGUAAAUGUAUAGCCCAACAGUGGGAAAAUAUAUAGGAAAAUGGCAGGGACAGCUGCAUCCAGAGAGGAGAGUGG